UUUCUUGAUGUACUGUGCAUAUAUGAAGUCAUUGAUCAAACUAAAAUAAAACUCAUAGAUAAGCCAUCUUCUCUCUUGUUGAAAUUCUCCUUCUCCUACAUGCUUGCAUCAUGAAGAUCAUUCCAGAACUACUAUUAUUUGUGAUAGUUCCUUUUCUGCUGAACAGUGGAAAUGGAAUUGAAACAUCCACACAUAGCAUCAAUAAUAGAACACCUGAAAAACAACCUUACCGAACUUCUUAUCACUUUCAGCCCCGACAGAAUUGGAUGAAUGAUCCAAAUGGGCCUAUGUACUACAAAGGUGUUUAUCACCUUUUCUACCAGCAUAAUCCUGAAGCAGCAACCUUUGGUGAUAGGAUUGUAUGGGGUCACUCAGUAUCCUAUGAUCUCAUCAAUUGGAUUCAUCUAAAUAAUGCUAUUGAACCAAGUGGACCAUAUGAUAAUAAUAGCUGCUGGUCAGGCUCAGCCACUAUAAUCCCAGGGAAAGAACAACCAGUAAUUUUGUACACAGGAAUUGAUGAUAAGAAACAUCAAGUUCAGAACUUGGCUAUGCCAAGGAAUCUAUCAGACCCCUUCUUAAGGGAAUGGAUCAAACACCCUCAGAACCCUGUCAUGAGUCCACCAAGUGGAGUUGAAGUGAAUAACUUCAGAGACCCUUCAACUGCUUGGCAGGGAAAGGAUGGAAAAUGGAGGGUAGUAAUUGGUGCUCAAAAUGGUGAUGAAGGGAAGACAAUUCUCUACCAAAGUGAGGACUUUGUUAAUUGGAAAGUGGAUCCUAAUCCCUUCUACGCAUCAGAUAAUACUGGAGUUUGUGAGUGUCCAGACUUCUUCCCUGUUAACAUCAGUGGCAGCAAAAAUGGGGUGGAUACAUCUGUGCAAAAUCCAAGUGUUAGACAUGUCUUGAAGAUAAGCUAUCUAAGAAAGCAGCAUGAUUACUAUUUUCUUGGUAAAUAUGUAUCUGAUCAGGAAAACUUCAUUCCUGAUGUUAGGUUUACAGGAACUAGUUCAGACUUAAGGUAUGACUAUGGUAAAUUCUAUGCUUCCAAGUCAUUUUUUGACUAUGCCAAAAACAGGAGGAUAUUGUGGGGGUGGGUGAACGAGUCUGACUCCACACAAGAUGACAUUGAAAAAGGAUGGGCUGGUCUACAGUCAAUUCCUAGGCAAGUUUGGCUUGAUAAAAGUGGGAAGCGAUUGGUGCAAUGGCCAAUUGAAGAGGUAGAGAAACUACGUGAUAAACACAUAAGUAUAAUGGGAGAGAAACUCGUCUAUGGAUCAAAUCUUGAAGUCUCAGGUAUCACUGCAUCCCAGGCCGAUGUAGAAGUGUUGUUUGAGCUACCUGAGCUACAAAGUGCCGAGUUUCUUGAUCCCGAUGGAGUUGAUCCCCAACUACUCUGUAGCCAAGAAGAUGCAUCAAGAAGUGGCAUAAUAGGGCCAUUUGGUUUGUUAGCUUUAGCUUCAAAGGAUCUCAAAGAGCAUACUGCAAUCUUCUUCAAAAUAUAUAGAGCCCCCAAUAGAUAUGUUGGUCUAAUGUGCAAUGACCAAAGAAGGUCCUCAUUUCGCCAUGAUCUUGACAAAACUGCAUAUGGAACUAUCUUUGACAUAGAUCCUAAUCUCAAAAAUAUUUCACUAAGAAGCUUGAUUGACCACUCCAUUAUUGAGAGUUUUGGGGAUGAAGGGAGAGUUUGUAUCACUAGUAGAGUUUAUCCAUCGUUGGCUAUAGACAAAGAUGCCCAUCUUUAUGCAUUUAACAAUGGAAGCCAGAGUGUGGUGGUCUCAAAACUGAAUGCUUGGAGCAUGAAGCAAGCGGAGAUUGGCCGUGAGGGAAACAUAAGCUAUACCUAAGAAUGAUUAGAAGAUUUUGGAUAUUGUUGCAUUGAAUAAAACCAUCAAUUUAGUAUCCGAAGUAUUGCAUUCUCUCCUAUUUACUCUCUAAAAGUAAUAAAAUUAUAUUAGUAAUCCACUAAGUAUUGAGCAUCCAUCAGUUUAGUGCUUGAAUUAGUAUAUUUUACAAACCUUUAGGGACCAAUUUGAUAGAUUUUACAAUACUUGAAGGAUUACUUAUUAUGAUUUCUAAUGUGAGAGAAUACUUGUAUAAUUUUCUUACUAACCAUUUAGGAGAGAGUAAUACUUCAGGGAUGAAAUUGAGGGUUUUCUCUUGUUGUAGUUGUGUCUUAUAAUUUGUUUUUCCCUCUUUAUUGGUCUCUCCAAGGUUGUCUUAUUCGGGAUGUAACUCUGCUGUCUAUUGUUAUUUAAGAACUAAUAGUAAUGAGUCUCUGCAGAUCAACGAAUUUAGCUUACUCACCAAUUUUGUUAAAGAACAUUUCCAAAUUCAGUACCACUCUACAGAGUUUUUCCUGGAGCUUA
Molecule: messenger RNA, 2363 nt
Organism: Glycine soja
Lineage: Eukaryota; Viridiplantae; Streptophyta; Magnoliopsida; Fabales; Fabaceae
Product: beta-fructofuranosidase, insoluble isoenzyme CWINV1-like
Exons: 7
Coding region: 111-1841 (576 amino acids)
Biological process (GO): carbohydrate metabolic process
Molecular function (GO): hydrolase activity, hydrolyzing O-glycosyl compounds
Source: RefSeq, a predicted model, not a curated record